CAGGUCUCGGGCCCCCAGGCGGAGCGGCGGGCGCCGGACCCCCAGGCGGAGCGACAGGUCUCGGGCCCCCAGGCGGAGCGGCGGGCGCCGGACCCCCAGGUGGAGCGACAGGCACGACAGUGGGCACCGAGUCGUCUGGCAAGACUGCGGGCACCGAGUCAACUGGCGGAACAGCGGGCACCGAGUCGUCUGGCAAGACUGCGGGCACCGAGUCGUCUGGCAAGACUGCGGGCACCGAGUCGUCUGGCAAGACUGCGGGCACCGAGUCGUCUGGCAAGACUGCGGGCACCGAAUCAUCUGGCAAGACUGCGGGCACCGAGUCGUCUGGCAAGACUGCGGGCAUUGAGUCAACUGGCGGAACAG
Messenger RNA from Staurois parvus, 363 nucleotides. The record is from the annotation of a GenBank genome assembly. NCBI's taxonomy places the organism in Eukaryota, Metazoa, Chordata, Amphibia, Anura, Ranidae.